GUAUCUUAGAUAUACUGAAACGAAAUAAAAGAAAAUAUUAUCGAAAAUGCUCCUAAAUUAGCAGAAUGUGAAAAUCUGAAUUAACGCUAUAUAAUUAUUGUUGGCAUUAGCAGAAAGCAAUAGUAGAGAGGAUAUUAAUAUAUGAAACAUGUUUGACAAUGUUUCUCAACUUAGGAUUAGUUUUGUCUCUACAUCCGGUCAGCCAUAUUUCGCUGUUUCUUUGUUGUAUUUGUUGAUUUAAAUGAGUCUAUAGCGAUUACUAUGCCUUUUGUAUAUUUAGAGAGGGCAUGUACAAAAGAAGACUGUAUUUGUGGGAUUGAAGAGAAAGUAAACAAUAUGAAGAGAACAUUUGUGUCAGACUGUGGAACUCUACCUGAUAAUGCCAUCAUUCAGUUGUGUUUGCUGAAAUAACCAGUGUGUGGUGUUUAUUAAAGUUGUCUGAGGAUAGUGCGAUGUAAGACAAACAUAUCUACUGUGGACAGUUAUAAUAUAUCUGAUAUUAGCGUGAAGUUAAUGUUACAUCAAUGCAAAUUAAUUAAUGGAAAUGAACAGUUGACCAGUGAAACAUUUUUUUGAAUGUUCUACAUCACCUGAAUAGAGACAUCAUUGUUAUAAAGUUCUAUUAAUCUGACAAUGUUUGAACCGGAAGAGAAACCAUAUAGAUGUGAUGUUUGCGGGGAGCUGUUUGCUAUAAAGAGUAACUUUGAUGCUCAUAAGUGCGCUCAAAAAGGUAAAAAAGUGUACCAUUGUGAAUACUGUGGGAAGGUCUUUUAUCGAAAGUGUACAUUAACAGAUCACACACGUAUUCAUACAGGAGAAAAACCCUAUGGCUGUGAAAUCUGUGGAAAGACAUUUUCUUUUAGUAGUAAUUUGUCACGUCAUAUACGCAUUCACACAGGGGAAAAACCACACAACUGUGAUAUCUGCGGAAAGGCAUUUUCUUGUAACAGUGCGUUAUCAUAUCACAAACGCAUUCACACGGGAGAACUACCACACCACUGCCAAAUCUGUGGAAAAGGAUUUUCUUUUGUUAGUAAAUUAGCUAUUCAUGUGCGUAUUCACACUGGGGAAAAACCUUAUAAUUGUGAAAUUUGUGGUAAAGCUUUUUCUUGUAAUAACAAAUUAACAUAUCACAAACGUAUUCACACAGGGGAAAAACCCUACCACUGUGGAAUUUGUGGAAAAACAUUUGUUUUUAAUAAUCAUUUAGCUUAUCAUAAACGAACUCACACUGGGGAAAAACCAUACCAAUGCAAAAUUUGUGGAAAGGCGUUUUCGUGUGGAAGUUAUUUAAAAGAUCAUAAACGUAUACAUACGGGAGAAAAACCAUACGAUUGUGACAUUUGUGGAAAAGCAUUUUCAAGUAGUACCCAGUUAUCUAGUCAUAAGCAUAGGCACAGUGGAAGAACACCGUAUCACUGUGGAUUUUGUGGGAAAACAUUUUCUCUGCAGAGCCAAUUAUCACUUCAUAAAAUUAUCCACACAGGGAGUGAACCAUAUUCAUGCGAAAUUUGUGGAAAAACAUUUUCUUUGAAGAGUAGAUUGACUUUCCAUAAAGUUGUUCAUACAGUAGAAAGGCAAGGUGAUAGUGAAAUUUGUGGAAAAGAGUUUUUACAAAAGGUUCAGUUGAAAGAUCAGGGGCUUAAUCGCAUUGAAAAAAUUUACCGUUGUGAAAUAUGUGAAAAAGUAUUUUCUCACAGCAGUAACUUAGCGGCCCACAGACGUCUUCAUACAGGAGAAAAUCUUUACCAUUGUGAAAUAUGUGGGAAAAAAUUUUCCUGUAACAGUAAAUUAACAGAUCAUAAAUGGAGUCACACAGGGGAGAAGCCAUACCAUUGUGAAGUAUGUGAGAAAUCAUUUUCUCGAAAGUCAAAUCUAUCUCGUCAUAAACGCACUCAUACUGGUGAAAAGCCAUAUCAGUGUGAGUUUUGUGAAAAAGCAUUUCAUAGAAAAUGUCACUUAUCGGAACAUACGCGUAUUCACACAGGAGAAAAACCAUACCAAUGUGAAAUUUGUGACAAAACGUUUUAUAGAAAGGAUCACUUAGCAGAGCAUACACGUAUUCACACAGGAGAAAAGCCAUACCAAUGUGAAAUUUGUGACAAAGCUUUUUCUAGUAGUAGCCACUUAUCAUACCAUAUACGUAUUCACACUGGCGAAAAACCGUACCAGUGUGAAAUUUGCGGUGAAGCAUUUUCUAGGAAUAGAAAUUUAAUACGUCAUAAACAAAUUCAUACAAGAAAAUAAUCAAAUCACCAAAUUUGUGAAAGUGCCUUCCAUUUAAAUAUAGAUGAAAUGUGCAAAGAUAUAACACUAAAAUUUGUGAUAUAUUUUCUCAAAAUUGUUCCUUAUUUUUUUAAUAAAUUUAUUAAGGAAAGAACACUUACUGUGAUGUUUAUAGAAAAAAAGCCUGCUUGGUUACUGAUGUACUUAAUAACACAUAUUACCUUGCAUUUGUUCCACUUAACCAUUAUUCAAAUGUCAAUUUGAUAACAAAUAUAGCUUAUCAUAUACUGUUGCGUGUAUAUUACAUAAUAUGGUGACAGCAGUAGUGCUUAAUUAUAAAUCUUUUUAUAUUUAUAUUUCAGUGCCUCAUAUUUGAUUAUUUAGCUCCUGAUCAUUUUAAUUUUCUCCCCACCCACUUUAUCCUACCAAAUGUAACUAGCCAAGCAAAUCCCUCUUCAAGAACCCCCCCCCCCCUGGCUUGGGGUUUUGUAAACUGUAUUGCAACCUCAAUAGUACAGGUGGCACAAAAGAAGCUCCUGGUCCUCACUGUAAAGUGGUUGGCAUUAGGAAGGGAAUCCAACUAUAAAAACCAUACCAAAGCAGACAUUGCCUCUUGAUGCCGUCCUUGGACACAUCAAAGCCUAUCAAAUUGUCCAACCCAUGCCAGCAUGGAAAAUGGAUGUUAAAUGAUGAAGAAUAAAUACUACUUUUUGACUGAAU
Messenger RNA from Octopus sinensis (East Asian common octopus), 2946 nucleotides. Its product is annotated as zinc finger protein 845-like. The record is from RefSeq and is a predicted model, not a curated record. Gene Ontology annotation, cellular component: nucleus. The transcript has 2 exons. Gene Ontology annotation, molecular function: DNA-binding transcription activator activity, RNA polymerase II-specific; RNA polymerase II cis-regulatory region sequence-specific DNA binding. The coding region runs from base 634 to 2247 and encodes 537 amino acids. Lineage: Eukaryota; Metazoa; Mollusca; Cephalopoda; Octopoda; Octopodidae. Gene Ontology annotation, biological process: regulation of transcription by RNA polymerase II.